UGGCUGUGCAGUCUACUUGUCCCUUAGCUACUUCAGAGGAGCUGGCAAAGUGGCCACCAGACUUGCGCAGGAGCCAUGGCAAAGAGUGGACUUGUAAUUUACGUCCUGGUUAUCACCUUACUCCUGGACCAGACCGCCAGCCACACGUCCAAAUUCAAAGCCAGGAAGCACAGCAAACGCCGAGUGAAAGAAAAGGAUGGGGAUCUAAAGACUCAAGUUGAAAAGCUCUGGAGAGAAGUCAAUGCCCUGAAGGAAAUACAGGCCCUGCAGACAGUCUGUCUUCGAGGCACAAAAGUUCACAAGAAAUGCUACCUUGCUUCGGAAGGCUCGAAGCACUUCCAUGAAGCCAAUGAAGACUGCAUUUCCAAGGGAGGGACCCUGGUUAUCCCCAGAAACUCGGACGAAAUCAACGCCCUCCGAGACUAUGGGAAAAGGAGCCUGCCGGGUGUCAAUGACUUUUGGUUGGGCAUCAAUGACCUGGUCACGGAAGGCAGGUUUGUUGAUGUCAAUGGAAUUGCCAUCUCCUUCCUCAACUGGGACCGAGCACAGCCUAAUGGUGGCAAGCGGGAAAACUGUGCCCUGUUCUCCCAGUCAGCUCAGGGCAAAUGGAGUGAUGAGGUCUGUCGUAGCAGCAAGAGGUACAUAUGCGAGUUUAUCAUUCCUUAAUAAGUCGCUUUCAAACACGUCUUCCAAGCAAGAUGGGUCAUGAUUCAUAGGCUAAUGGUUCCCAAGAAUAAGUUAAAUUGUCCAUAGGAAUACAGGAGUCAGCCAAUUUUGCUACCAUAUUUCAUUGUGAUUUUUUUCCCUCCUUGGGGCAUGGGGGAUCAGAAAAUAAUGAUCCAGCUACGUACACGCACUGUUAAAGUGGCUUGUGCAAAAGGGGCUAUAAAAUCCUUCUUUCCUAGUCCCUCUCACUUGUAUAGAUGAAGUCUGUAUUAAAAAUUCAAUAGCCAGAAAAGCAAGCUUCUCUUGACAAUUUAGUAUAUAUUUUGUUAAUGAGAAUUCUCUAAAUCAGAGAUUCUAGGUGCUAUAUAAUCCCAAAACUUUUCAGUCUGAUGCCCAAUCUGUUCCAUCCUAGUCAUAGUGCCUUGUUAACCCAUUACAUCUUCUAUGAGUUGCUUCAUCUCCUGGUAGAACAUACGUGUCUCAGAUUCUCAUUAACAUUUUUCCUCAAGACCCCUUCCCCAUACAUACAAUUUUUUUUUUUGGUAAAGUUCUCAAUCAAGACCUGCACGGAAAUGAUAAGAUAGAAUAUUUGGUCAAUUUUCCCUUCCAGCAUUACAUUACCACUUCCAAUGUGAAUGGGUAGCCUUAAGGCAGAACAGAAGCAGCAGGUUGUAUGAGAAAAUGGAAAAAGGGAAAUUUCUGCUUUUUCCUUGCUUUAGCAUCCUACCCUCCUUUAUGAAAUUGUUAGUUUCUUUUUUUACAUACUUUGUAUACCAAUAAUCAUAUAUUUAAGUCUAUUAGGGGCAAUCUAUCUUUGGAGGUUGAAAAUUGGAUUUAAAUAAAACUAUUCUGGAGUCACAAGUCUAUGCAAUUUUUUAUUCUGCCAAAUGCUAUUCCCAUUUAGUCGUUUAACUAGAUUGUGUAAAAUAACUUCAUUGCUUACUAUGAAAUUACAAAGUUUAGGGUUGGGAGAAAUGGGCUUUUUAAAAGCAAACAAUUUUAAGUUUAUUCUAUUCUUCAAAUGUCUUUUUCCCCCCCCCUUUAAAUAUUGAAUGUGUUUUGUGAACAAUUAUCUUUCUCUGCAAACUUUAACUACACGUGCUUGGAAUUCAGUUUUGGUUCUUUCCAUUGUACAAUAAUAAAGCCUGAAUUUUGAUCAAUCUG
Messenger RNA from Miniopterus natalensis, 1830 nucleotides. RefSeq names its product C-type lectin domain family 3 member A (gene CLEC3A). NCBI's taxonomy places the organism in Eukaryota, Metazoa, Chordata, Mammalia, Chiroptera, Miniopteridae. The record is from RefSeq and is a predicted model, not a curated record. Gene Ontology annotation, biological process: ossification.